AUGGCCUCGCAAUCCUCAACUACCGUGUUCGAGAAUACCUCGUCACGUCUCGACGCAAACCCAGCACUGAGUUUAAAAUCGAAGCAGAACCCAAAGGACUCUAUGAAGUCUACCUGGCGCCAAGCCAAUAAAAGCAACUGGACAAAGUCACACUGGUUCUUUGAAAUCCUGGGCCUUCAUCACGUUGCCCUGGAUGAAGAUGUUCCUGUUCAUCAGAAAGGAGACAAAGUACCCUACACACCAGAGUGGCAGCUGCACCGUUGGGUGCUGGUACAUGCACUCGUUCCGAUCGCUAUACAACACGCCUAUGCAGUUUACACUGGCCAAAACCUUACACCUUUCCAGGCCUUUCUUUUCUACACCGUCGCUUUCAAGGUUGCUGCGGUGCACACAAUACAUGCCCUACGCAGGAUAGGGCACCAGACGGGCUUUUUGGAUGGUGAUAAGCACGAGAGAGAUGGGGUGCCCGAUGUUGGCGUCACCAAGGUCGUCAAGAGCCUCAUCGCCACGUCUGGCUUUCGCCCUGUCUUUACCGUGUUUCUCAGCUACCGCACCGCUCAGGCUCCCUCAUCCAUGAAUUGGCUUUGGCUACCAUUGGAGAUUGGACUGUACGGCAUCGUCCUGGACUUUUGGUUUUACUGGUACCAUAGACUCAUGCAUGAGGUCGGCAGUCUAUGGCAGUAUCACCGCACCCAUCACUUAACCAAACACCCCAACCCACUCUUGACACUAUACGCCGACUUCGAACAGGAGAUAUUCGACAUCGCUGUUAUCCCAAUCAUGACUUACCUCUCUCUCAAGUUCAUGGGUCUUCCAAUGGGCUUCUACGAUUGGUGGAUAUGCCACCAGUAUGUUAUGUUCACCGAGCUUGGUGGUCAUAGCGGCCUACGUGUCUAUACAAUACCCCCUAGCACACUUGGCUGGCUUCUUCGUCUGGUUGAUGCUGAGCUUGUGAUAGAAGAUCAUGAUCUCCACCACCGUAAGGGCUGGAAGACAAGCGGUAAUUAUGGCAAACAAACUCGUCUAUGGGAUAAGGUCUUCGGUACUUGUAUUGAUAGGGUAGAGUUGAAGGAGGGAAACAUGGAUUGGGAAAAAGUUGUUGACCUUCCCAUCUUUUGGUAA
Fusarium sp. VM40 is the source of this 1122-nucleotide messenger RNA. Lineage: Eukaryota; Fungi; Ascomycota; Sordariomycetes; Hypocreales; Nectriaceae. The record is from the annotation of a GenBank genome assembly.